UGUUGACCAGCAGGUGUCGCAAUCAUAUGUUUCGAACGCUUCUAAAAAGCUGAGUCAUUUGUGCUCAAGCUAUGAAUUUUUUUUCGCACAAGUUCUCGUAAACCUUACAUAAUUCGCGCAAAGCGUCAUGGGGGAGAAGGUGGAUAUUUGGAGACGACUCUGAGGUGCCUUUGGUGUUGGUUCAGAUGGAGUGUUUGUGAUGAUAGGAGAUUCAGUCACUUUACACACUGAUGUUGAAAUAAACCAGCAAGACCGAAUGACGUGGUAUUUUAAUUACACUCGUAUAGCUCUAAUCACUGGAAAUCAGAGUAAGAUCUGUACAGAUGAUCAGUGUAAAGAGAGAUUCAGAGACAGACUGAAGCUGGAUCAUCAGACUGGAUCACUGAUCAUCACAAACAUCAGAACCACAGACGCGGGAGAUUAUAAACUAAAGAUCACCAGCCGCAACAUUGCAAAUAUCUUCAAUAUUACUGUACUAGAUGUUCCUGCUGCUCAACAAGAUGAAAUGAAGAGAAAAUCAGUGAAGGAGGGAGAAUCUGUCACUUUAGGACCUGGUGUAAUGAAAAAAACAAGUGAUGUGAUGACGUGGUAUUUUAAUGAGACUCACAUCGCUGAAAUCACUGGAGAUCAGAGUAAGAUCUGUACAGAUGAUCAGUGUAAAGAGAGAUUCAGAGACAGACUGAAGCUGGAUCAUCAGACUGGAUCACUGAUCAUCACAAACAUCAUCACAAACAUCAGAACCACAGACUCUGGACUUUAUGAACUGAAGAUCAGCACCAGCAGAUUCAACAUCAGUAGAAGCUUCACUGUUACUGUCACUG
Molecule: messenger RNA, 821 nt
Organism: Sinocyclocheilus anshuiensis
Lineage: Eukaryota; Metazoa; Chordata; Actinopteri; Cypriniformes; Cyprinidae
Exons: 3
Source: RefSeq, a predicted model, not a curated record